AUGCUUAAACUCGGAAUUUGUCUUGCGAUCGUAUUCAUUGCCUGCAAUCUCUAUGGGUCCCAGGCAAAACCCACUGACGAUGACUUCACCAGUCUUCUAAUAAAGGACCCAAACCACCCGCUGCGGCAAAUGCUACCGUUGCUAGAUCAUAUUGCGGCUUACCGAUCCAAAAUCCUUGUGGAUGAGAUCAACAAACUUAAAACUGAAACGACUGAGCUGAAACAAACGAUGUGGCGGAUUCUGGCGGCAAUGGAGAGCGGACAGUCGUCCCUGCAAGAAUCUUUGAAGGACGUCGUUCCGAAGGACUUGAAUGACCGGCUUGGCAGGGUGGAGGACCAACAGACGGAUAUUCAAAAGUCCCUGGGCGCCCAAUUGGAAAUGCAAGUCAACUUGGAUAAAGGUCAGCAGUCCGUACUCGAAAAUGUUCAGAGUUUAGACAAGAAAUUAGCUGAUCUUUAUAAAAUAAUUUCGGAACACCACGACUCCCAGUCUGCGGAACUUCAAUAA
This is a messenger RNA of Drosophila takahashii, 507 nucleotides long. RefSeq lists its product as uncharacterized. The record is from RefSeq and is a predicted model, not a curated record. NCBI's taxonomy places the organism in Eukaryota, Metazoa, Arthropoda, Insecta, Diptera, Drosophilidae.